GAAAGGCGCAACCAAAAUGGUGUUACCAGUUGCGAGACAAGAACCUUGCAGCAAUUUUUUUUUCUUUUCCUCUGUUUUUCUUUCUGUGAGAUUUUGUAAAUAACGUAUUAUGGACACAAGUUUUGGGAAUGAUGAAAUGGCUGGUGUUGAUGGGGAUGCUGUGGACGAGAUUGAUGGUGUUGAUAUGGGCAUGUACGAGCAGGAUGAUUCUGAUCAUCAGCAGGAUUCACACAUUAGAACUGACCAUACAUACAACACCAGUGCUCGGUGUGAAGAGAAAAUGUUAGCAAAUGGCUGGAUGAAACAAACCGUGCAACGACUUACUGGAAAGUCAGCUGGCAGAUAUGAUGUAUAUUUAUACAGUCCUGAUGGACAAAGAUUUCGAACUAAAAAAGAUAUUGCGGCCUUUCUAGAAGAAAACAACAUACAGAUGGAUGCAAGUGAAUUUGAGUUUAACAAGUGGCCCAAGUCCAAAAAGAAAGUCAUAGUUGAAAAGAAAACAAAACCAAGGAAGCAGACCAUUAAAAAGAGGUCUAUAAGUCCUGAGAUGAUAGUGGAACAUGAUGAGCCUGAGAAACCAGCUAAAGUACGAGAACAUGAAUCUACGGCAGUUCCUUACCAUUCAAGAGGUGACCACACAUACGAUUCUGGCACAACGUGUGAGGAAAAAUUAUUACCAAAUGGCUGGUCCAAGAAGGUUGUACAGCGACUGAGUGGAAAAUCAGCUGGGAAGUUUGAUGUUUACAUUUACAGCCCAGAUGGACAAAAGUUCCGCUCAAAGACUGACAUUGCAAUGUACAUAGCGGAGCGGAACCUAGACCUCAAUCUUGAUGACUUUGACUUUGUUAGACUGAAAAAUGAAGCCAAAUCUGCAGCUGGGUACCCUCCAUUACAAACAACCCGGACACCUAGGAGCUCUAAGAAAGAAAAAGAGCACAAAAAGAAAAGAAAGAAGUCUCUUGAGGGCAAGAAGAAAGAGAAAACCACUCCCAAAAAGGACUUGCCAGUAAACAAUCAGAAACUAGUUGUCAAAAUGAACUUUUCCACUCCUACCAAAAGGCGGGAAAUGGAAGCAAAAGAAAGUAGGAGGAGAGUUCGCAUUGAGAGACAGAAAAACAAAACUGGUGCCAAACGUGGAAGACCGCGGAAAAAGCCUUUAGACACGAGUGGUCCAAAGAUCAAAUUCACAAGACUCAUCAAUGACGAAGACAAUAAUAAUGAAGAAAUGAGAAUGGCUGAGAGGAACGACAAACUGUUGUACGAAGCUGAAGUUCUCAAACAGCUGACCGCUGCCAGGAAGGACCAGUUGUCGUCGGACACGGGUGGGGAAGAAGCUGAUGAUGAGUCUGGUAACAACAACAGUGACGUUGACGUCGCUAACAAAGAGAAUGAGAUCUCGGAGCAGAUGUUGACCGCCGUCAGACAGCUGUCGGAUUCCGACGGUAAGAAAGUACACGGCGACAGCGAUGAUGACAAUGAUGUUUUGCAGAAUCUCGUGACUGAAGAGAGUUUGUUGUAUCCAGAUUUCGAUCAGAAUGUUUCCGACAGUGAUGAAACAGAUUUUUCUGAUGCGGAAGACAUCCAGGGAGAUGUGAAUUCCAACGAUGAAGAUACGUCUUUUUCAAAUGAUUUGAGUACCAUCGCAAAAGAGAAUGGACAAAACGACCACAGUGAUACUUCUGAAGCAGAUGGUUCCAAGUACAGUGACCACGAACCAAUUUUGGAGAAACUUGCGAAUGAAUUUUCCCAUCCGAAAGGAAGUCGUGUAACCGUCGAGUAUAUUGCUUCUUUUGAUUACACACCUGACAUUUCUUUAAAUCGUGAAAUUGGAAAUACAGACAACAAUAGUUUUGUUUUGUUUGAACCAUUGUCACAGGGCGACAGUGUGGAAGGGGAUAAUUCUCUAGAUGCUAAAAAUGAUGGACCCGUUAAUUCAGAUUUGUGUGUUACAAACAAUGGUGGAGGGGUUUCUAAUGAUAACCCAGAUUCCAUCUCGACACAUAAAAAUGGAAAGAGAAGAAGGCAGCCAUCUGGAGAUCCUCAUUCGUUGGAUGCCUUUGCUGUUGUUAGACACACGGAAAGUGUUGACAGUGUUCAAGUGAUGUCAAAAAAGAGAAAAUUAUCCGAAGUUGGUGACAGUAAUCUGGUGAACAAUGAUCUUGACCAUUCGUUUCAAGUCGUACCUGAAAAUAAAGAAGUAGAUUCCGAGACUCCGAGUGUUAAGGAUGAAUUUGUUUGUGUGUCAAAUAACAGCAGUGGUUUGCCUGUGCUUGAUGUGUCCAUGAUAAAACCAACCAAAAUGUUGACGGUCUGUACCAAGGGUGAGGCUAUGACGGUUUGUAAAGACAGAAUUGUUCCAUUGUUGGAGUUGUCACAUGAUGGUGAUGAUGAUGAUGAUAUACAGAGCAAUGAAAUAGAGCAAAAAUGUCAUGACAAUUCUCUGGAUGUUAAAAAUACACUGGAUACAUCCGAGUUGAUGGGAACCAAGGAUGAAAACGAAAAUGUCAAAGCGGCUAGCUGUGAUGGUUUGGGGAGUUCUGUCAGUGACACCAGCCAUGCUUCCAUGAGUGGCACAAGCCAUACUCCUGCAGGUGGCACGAACAAUAGCUCUUUGAGUAAACCGACAGACAAUGCAAGUCCUGGUUAUGUUAAGUUUCGGCGACGAUCAUCCGACUCAAGUUUGAGACAUUUGAUUAUGAAGAGUCGCAGGGUGAGCUGGGCUAGUGCGGGUGAUAACAGCACCGAUGAACCAACUUCAGCUGAAUCUGUGGAACAGGAUCUGUUCGUACUGCCAAAAUCUGUGGAUGCAAAUAGAGGUCUGUUAUGUAAAUCACCAGUGAAUAAAAGCAACUACUUCAAGACAGAUGGCUCUGCUCCCAAGAUGCCACAGCCCCACCUACAGGAAAAAGUCAAAUGGACUCCACCCAAAUCACCUUUUAAUCUCAUACAGGAAUGUCUGUUUCAUGAUUCUUGGAAGCUGUUAGUGGCAACAAUUUUUCUUAAUAGAACCACAGGUAAAGCGGCCAUUCCUCUGUUGUGGAAGUUCUUCAAUCGGUGGAACACACCAGAAGCUGCCCGAAACGCCAGUCCUGAAGCAAUAGCUCGGCUCAUGCAGCCUCUAGGACUGCAGGAAAAGAGAGCGGAAACAAUUAUUAAAUUUUCAGAUGAAUAUCUUACCAAAGAUUGGAAAUAUCCUAUAGAGCUUCAUGGAAUAGGGAAAUAUGGCAAUGACUCGUACAGAAUAUUUUGUGUUAAUGAAUGGAAGCAGGUAAAACCUGAAGACCACAAGUUAAACGACUAUCACAAAUGGUUAUGGGAAAACCAUGAAGCUUUAGGUAUUAGCUAAGAGUUCACCACUCAAGCAGUACUUCCCUUGCUCGUAAGGAGAGGAGGCACCUGUGGAUUUACCAAGCACACGUUGAUUUUAACAAUGAUCAUGUUCUGAAGAUGAUACUUUUAAAAUAGAACAAGACUCAUUUUCUCUACAGUCCAUGACCCAAACAAUAAUGUCAACUAGACACUCAUGUCAGUAGGAUACAGCAGUGCGACCCAGAAACUGCUACAACCUUCAAAUGGUGGUUCACGCAACUACAGAUCUCACCAUUUAAGGGGAGCUAUCGCUGGCACCCCAGGAUUCACCUGAGACUAGUUCGAGGAGAGUGAUUUUUACCUGCCCUUAGUAUGUGAGUAAAAAAAAAAAGAAAAAAAAAGUACUACAAAAAAUUAAAUAUCAAUGCUCAAUAUAUGGUAAUGUUUUAAAUGGCUUCCCAUAAUCAAAGUUAAGGGAGAAGUUAAUUACUCUCCUCAGUUUUUACAUGCUAAUGUCUGAACUACUUUUACACUCUUUAUUUGGUUGCACCAUCUGUAUAAGAAGUCAGUGAAAUGGGCUAGAAGCCUGGGGCCUAAUUCAAACUCUCGCAACUUUACGAUCACGCAGUGCAAUGCUAAAAGACUUGCAAAGAGGAUUCUUUGUUGUCUAGCACAGCUGAAAAGAGCUUUGUGCUAAAAGGACUCUGGACUCUGUUGUUGGUUUGUGAACUGUGUAGAGUAGAGGUUGAGUAAAUGAAUGUGUAUGCAUACAUCUAUGUGUAUCUGUUGCUACCUGUACAUUAGCUGACGUUCAGAUUUUUGCGUUGAGAUGCAUAAUCGUGAACUUGUACAUGUAAAUCUGACACCCCACAAGACCAAAUAAAACGUCUGGAUUUAAGAGUUAUCCAUUUAGAGAGGUUGUAUUCUGUACUGAUAUUUAAAAAGACACUGUGUAAAAUGUCAUGUUUUGAGGAGUUUCACUCUACAUUUCUGUUAUCGCUGCGCACAUACCGGUAUGCUAUAUGAAGAUUCAAUAGCCGUAAAUUUUAGUCUAUUAAUAACCAAAUUAUGUACUUGGAAAGAUAUUUUAUCAAAAUGUACAUGGAUAUAAUGUCACUGAGAUACAGACAAACAUAUUUCAAACAUAAUAUUUUUAAAAAUGUAUAAUUUUUUUAUAUACGUAAACUACUAACAUUUAUUGCGAACUACAAGUUUUGUAGCAGUGUAACAUCUUGGUCUUCAGUGUGUGCAUAUUGUAUGACAUCAUUCACGAGAAAUUCAGAUAGACGUAAAGGUACUUAUAAAAGUUUAAAACAUCAACCUCUCUAAUAAUGUUACAAUUCACAAACAGAUCAUGAAGAGUAAAACUAGUAUCUUACUACAAGUUGUGAUUUCAUCACUAUAAUCAAAGGUGUAUGUCUCCUGUAUCAUAUUGUAAAGCAUCAUGGUACACAUUUUUGUCGCUAAUCUCAUAAUGUUUGUUAUUGCAGGCCAGCAUUAGCCUUUAACCUGCACUUUAAACAAAGGAGAGAGACUGUUGCCAUUGCCAUGCAAAUAUCACAGUCUUGCAUUUUAGAAGCCUAUAACUGAUUUUGUUUUCUUAAGAUGAUAUGUUGAAUAUCAUAAAGAGCAUUUAUCCUGUGAUCUGAGCAUGAUGUAACUGAUAUAUUAUUAAAGUUUGCAGGUCUAGCUCUGGGUGAACAGAACAUGUCUCUAAAUUGUUUAUUAAGCUUCAAAAAUUGCAGAAAUCUAGUUAUUUUCUGACAAAAUAUAAAUUAUUACAUGAAAUUAUUUACCCCGAUAUAAAAUAAAAUUUAUCAAUUUAAAAAAAAAAAUUGCUAGCCCUGAGUUUGCAAUUCCCAACAAAUACAUGUAGAAAUCAGAAAUAUGUUUUAGGGCCUUCAUUAUAAAGUUAUGUGCUCAUGUACGUAUUACAAAUUACUUCAUGUGUGUAGAAUGUAAUUUUUAAGUUGUAUAUAAACAUGUACUUAAUUGAUGUUUAUUUGACAUGAAAUUUAUUUGUUCAUGUAAUGUACCAUACCUGGACUGUUUCAGUAAUCCCAUGCAUGUAAACUUAAGCUGGAAAUCAAAUUGUUUUUGUAACAGAACUGCAUGUUUCAAUGAUCAGAGAAAUGAUAGAACAAAGGACAAGUUGGGAGAGAAGGUGCUAAAAGAAGAGUAGAAUGGAAUAGCUUUUGGUAGCACAAGUUUUGACUUGUGGUUGUAUUGCAACCAAAUUAACUACAAUUCAUAUAAUUAUGUACAUGUACAAGUUGAAAAUUGCAAGCUUGCUAUUAAGGCAUUAAGUUGGAAAUUGCAACCUCCCUUUUAAGGCAUCAAGUUGGAAAUUCUAACCUCCCUUUUAAGGCAUCAAGUUGGAAAUCACAACCUCCCCUUUAAGGCAUCAAUUUGGAAAUAGCAACCUCCCUUUUAAGGCAUCAAGUUGAAAAUUGCAACCUCCCUUUAAGGCAUCAAGUUGGAGAUUGCAACCUCCCUAUUAAAGUAACAAAUUGGAAAUUGCAACUUUCUUAUUACAGUAACAAGGGAACAACAGUGCAAAAUGGUUAGACAUGUACUUGUCCCAAAAACAUUUUAAUGUAAACUGUAACCAGAUGACUGCUAAUAUGUCAGACAUUAUUAACGUUUAGUCUUGCAUUUUAUAAAACCAGGACUGUAACUCGUUAUUUUGUCUUACGUUCUGCAAGGGCACAAAGUUGUAUUUGUUUUUUUUCUCCAUAAUACUUUACAAAGGUCAUUUGUGGUGCAUUGUGACUCACUCAGUGAAAGAUUAACAGCUUAUUAGGGAAAACAUGUUCAUGACCAUUUUGGGUAAAUACAUUCAUAUUGAUAUUAAAUUGGAAUUUAAUUGAUGUUAUAUUCCCUCCAUAGGAAUUAAAUCAGGAUAUGGCUCUAAGCUUUGUAUAGUAUGAAAGUGGUAUAAGUAAUUUAUGUAUCGAAAAAAAUUAAGUUUAUUUUCAUCAUCGCAGAGAUGACAGAUACUGUGUGACUGCAUGCAAGUUGACAUAGGAUAUGGAAUGUCUCCAAUUAUUUCCGGAUGAAGUGGUAAAAUGUUUUUUACAAUAUGAUGUCCGAUGAUGGAUUGGUUUAAUUCUGAUGUAUAAGAAACAUUUUGGGUUAAAUUAUCCAUUGUCAUUUUUAGUCCAUGAUCAGCUUUAUGAUAAGUUUUUUCAGUUCCUGACUGGAUCCAGCUGGAGUGGACUAUGGGUUUUGUCUCCGUCUGUCUGUCUGUCCCUCGUAUUGUUUUCCUAAAAAAUAUUUUUCGCAAUGUCUGAAGAUACUGAGCUGAAAUUUUGUGUAUAGCUUUAUCAGGUGCUGUUACAGAUAAGAUUGAAUUUCACAGUGAUUUACCCAUUAUUCUCAGAGUUAUGGCCCUUGAACAUAAAAGAUAUGAAAAUUUGUUGGGCCCGGUAUUACUUUAGCAGCACUCACAGAAUGCUUGUUCAUCCCGCAGCUGCUUUCAUACAUGUUAUCAGUUGUCUAUCAAAUUUUAUUGUAUUAAAUCAAUGGUGGUAUACUUUUAAGUAAAUGCUUUGAUCACAGUUGUAUAUGGAUAUGUUUGUAAAAAUGUAUUAGCUCUUUCAGUAUAUUAAUAGGCAUGGGGGAUUUUGGUAACAUGGUGGUAUGCGGCUCCACCAAAUAUAAAAUCUGUACAAACUUUUCACAAUAUUGGAGGAAUCAAUAUUCAUGGAGUUCUAAUUUUUUUACCAAUCUGUGAUACUACUCAUGUUCAUUGCAUUUUAUGUUAAUAUGGUGUACUCACCAUUUCCUAAGAAACGUCAUUUUCUUUCGUCUAUUUUGGAAUCAGUAUGUCAUUAAUAUUACAUUAUAUUAAUGUUGUAUUUGGGUUGCAAAGAUUUAAACUUUUGACAAAUUAGUACAUGUGUAUUGGAAUUUUGUUUGCGACUUCCAGCUACACCAUGUCCAUAAUCCAUCAGUAACACAUGACAUGACUGGUGUUUUUAUACAGACCAGACAAUGGAUGACAGAUUAUGUAUAUGGAAACAGGUGCCGAUAAAAUAAAAUGGACAAAUCUGAUCGUGGCCUGGGUCAAAUAUAAACAUCCCAAAAUCAUUCAUUUUACAGGGUUUUUAAUAUAGGUUUUUAAAUCAUUUUUUAUUUUAAUUGUGUAGUGUUUUAUUUGCGUUAUUGUUUGUGAAAAAAAUGUACAUCUUUAUUUCCAUCAAGUGCUGAAAACAAUUUAUACAGUACCGUACAUAUUUAUGCUGUUGCAUUACUUUUUAAUUAUUUAAUCAUCUUUACAAUUGUAAGUACAACUUGUUGACAAGUUCUAAUCAUGUUAAUAAAAGUAGAUUUUGUUUGGUGUAAAUACUCAAUUAGGUUUGUGCACGUGAAUUUGGUGCAUGUAUUAGUAGAGGAUUCACUUCAGAUAUUUGUGAAAGUACAUAGGAAGAGUGUUUUAGUUGUUUUUAUGAAUUUUAAUGUACAACACUGAUCAUGCUAAUUCAACAUAAACCCAAAAGUAUUCCUGUGCACAAUUGUGUGUUUGCAAAAGUAAAAGGUGUUGUGUUGUGUUUGAAAAAUCAAGAUAUAAAAUUGUUGGUUAGGCUGUCAACGAAUUAUUUUUAAAAUUCUGUUUGCUGUAUAAUAUUUGCAAAGUCUGGGAAGAAUUAACAUGGAAUUAAGGCAACAAAUUGUGGUCAAAACAAAAAUCACAGACAUGCGAGACAUUGGCAUCCAGGUUGGAGGUUAAUGGUAUACAAACCCCCAGUUUAGUGGAUGUGAAAGGUGAUAUUUUCUGGUAAUAAAGUGGGCCACCAGUAAAGCUGCUGUAAAAUGUGUUUGGCUGUUGUUGUUUUUUUUCAGCUUCUAUACAUUAAUUAACGUUUGCUUUAAAUUAUCAGUUUUUGACAAAUGAAGUGUUUUUAGUUGGGUUGGUAUUAACUCAAGAUUAAUUUUAUGGAAAUGGCAAAGGUAUGUAUAUCAGAAACUCGUAUCAGCAGCUUUAACACAAAUAACACUUUUAUAUAUAUUAGACCUAGAUAUUUUAUAACUGGAGAAUUUUCACAUUUAUACCUCAGAGUGGCAAAAAUUAAAAUCAUUCUAGUUUGGCUCGACUUGAAAAGUUUUUUGUGCAAAACACUGGUCAAGAUAUAAAUAAAAAAGCAAUACCCAUUGUGAAGAAUGUUGUCUUGCUCAGUUUGAAAUUAUAUUUUAUUGAUUUUGUUUUGUUAGCGUAUAUAUACAAUUUGGAUCUCCAGCUAGGAGAGACUGAUACACGAAAGAAUAAUCAUGUAUAGACUUUAGUAUGAUAAACUGAUCAUUAUGGGUAUUGCCGUUUUAUUUAUAUACUGACCAUAUUUUAGGGGUUUUUUCUCUCACAAAUUGCACAUAACAAUGGAAUGGGUUUCUUAUUUCAAAAACAGUUUUGUCAUUUCUAAAACACAUUUUCUUUUCUUUUUACAUCAAGCUAAAGUGGAAAUACUGGGUAUUGACAAAAAACUCAUUAAUUUUUUUUUUUGGGUACAAGGUACAUGUAUGGUUGCAAAACCUGUUAAAAAUACAACAGAUAUUCUACUUUAAUAUACACACACACACACACACACACACCCCAACAAAAAACAACUUUUGGGUCUGAAUUUACGAAGCCUGGUUUUCUUAAACCAUGUUUAAGCAUUGUAAAAAAUGAUGUAGUCACGUGUGUCAAAAUGAGGCCCUUUAAUACCUUGAAGUUCAUGUGAUUUGCAUAGUAUGUAUAAAAUGCUGGUAAUGCUUUUUACAUUUAAAAAUUAAUGUAAGCCUAAUUAAAACCUCAAAUGUUAUGGAGUGCUAAUUUGUUAGUGUGAUAUUCUUUUGUCUAAUAUAUAACAAACCUUGCCACUUUCGUCUUAUUCAUUACAGUGAAUCAUCAAUAUUGCUAAAAGAUUCCCAGAACCAGUUCAACAUUUAAGGUUAUGAUAUAAAAUUAUGAACUUGUUGAGAACCAAUAGAAAUUGCUUAUUGACAAGAUAAUGAUAUAACACUGACAAUGAAAUUAUUACAUGUAAGUACUCGUAUGUAUAUGUAUGGACAGUGACGGAUAACUUUAUUAUGACAAAACUAUGAGCAAGGAGUUAAUGGAACUUCAAUGGAACAAAGAAGUUUUGUUGUUAAUGAAAUGUAUUGUGGUCAUAGUAAUGUAAUGGAAAACCAACCAUCCAUUUCUUUUUAUGUCUUUUGUGUGAUACAGAGAAAAUGUGCUUGGGCAGUGGCUGCUUUUUGUCAGGUUAUUUUAAUUGUGUUAUUGCCAGUUUUAUAGAAUAAAACAAAAUAUUUCAUUGCAGUGUGA
Gigantopelta aegis is the source of this 9616-nucleotide messenger RNA. RefSeq lists its product as uncharacterized. Gene Ontology annotation, biological process: base-excision repair. The record is from RefSeq and is a predicted model, not a curated record. NCBI's taxonomy places the organism in Eukaryota, Metazoa, Mollusca, Gastropoda, Neomphalida, Peltospiridae. Gene Ontology annotation, molecular function: catalytic activity; DNA binding. The coding region runs from base 110 to 3346 and encodes 1078 amino acids. The transcript is spliced from 11 exons. Gene Ontology annotation, cellular component: nucleus.